GAGCGGACCGUUAGAAAGUGAGCACGGCUCUCACCUGAGCUCGCGUACCUGCAGGUCGCUACACCAGUGUCCGCUCAUGUCACACCUCAGAUAUGUUUGUAAUAAAUAGGUACAUGAAAAUACUAAGUUUCAUUAAAUAUUUGAGCCUUUUUAUUAGACAAUCAGAGGAAAUGGGCUGUUUGGAGACGGAAUUGAGCGCUCGUGCGUAAAUUUUAUCUCGUGCCAAUUUAGUGGAAAUAUGUGAAGGACGCAUGAGGACGUAAAAUGGAGCAGUCUGCAACUCUCGGCAUUGAAACACUCAAGAUUACCCAGGAGCAGUUUAUCCUCGCGUCUCACUCCCUGCACCUGCAGCGACCCGGCUGCGAUGCCGUGUACCCAGUGGGUCUGUGUGGCUGGAGGAAGAGGUGCAUCUAUUUCUUCCUACUGCUGCUCUUUGUCACCAUGAUCGUGAACCUGGCCCUCACCGUCUGGAUCAUGAAGGUCAUGAACUUUUCCGUGGAUGGGAUGGGAAAACUCCAGCUGAACCAGGAUGGGCUUCACCUAGAGGGACUCAGUGAGUUUCAGAUGCCUCUGUACGUCACUGAGAUCAAGUCCAGAAGAGGCAGCUCGUUGCUGUUACGGUCGGAUAAGAACGUAACUCUGAAUGCUAGAAACAACCAAGGCCAACUGACUGGUCAGCUCUCAGUGGGGCCUGAAUCUGUGGAGGCUCAGUGUCAAAGGCUGGAGGUGCGAAGCAGGGACAGCAGGAAUCUUCUGUUCUCCGCAGAGGAGGAGGAAGUCACAAUGACGGCAGAAAAGUUCACAGUAACAGGCUCAGAAGGCGCUGUGUUCGGACACUCCGUCGAGACUCCACUGAUCCAAGCGAGGCCUUCUGAGGACUUGAAGUUGGAGUCUCCAACCCGUACGUUGACCAUGGAGGCCCCUAGAGGUGUGGAAGUGAGCGCUGCAGAGGGACCGCUGAAAAUCAGCAGCAGGAAGGACCUGCAGCUGAGGUCCACAGAGGGCGAGAUACUUCUGGAUGCAAACAGCAUUCAGCUGGGAAGCCUCCCGCUUGGCGUCUAUGCUUCGUCUACCAGUCAGGACUUCCAGCAGCGGGUUGUAUAUGAGGUGUGUGUCUGCCCCAGCGGCAAGAUGUACCUGUCUCCUGCUGAGAGCUUCUCCUCCUGCCAGGCCAUGAGCAGCAUUUGCCUGUGGAGCUGACCUGGGAGCAGAGCAAGGACUCGUAGGAUUAAUCUGCUCUGGAAUCUGAGAUAGGUCUGAGCUGUCAGUGGUCAGGUGUCUGUCUGCCUGCAGCCAGGACCAGGACCACUAGAUUAUUAAAAGUCAGAGGACACAACUUUUAUUUUUCUACUUUGAGGUUUUAUUCCAAACAGCUUUGCAAACUUUUUACAACAUCAAGAAUGAACAUGUGGAUAAAAUGUGUGCCUUCAGCUUUAAAUUGUGGAUUUUGUUGUGAUUAUUAAAAAGCUACUGUUGUAAAAAUAAAUAAAUAAGGAAGCACAAAACAAAAAAAAUUUAUAUUUUGUAUCAAAUCUCAGUGGUAAUGUUCCAGCAAUAUUAGAGGCUUUUAAUUUGAAAUUAAAUAUCUUCUGGACUUUUAUUUGUUUCAAGUUUUCCUAAGGUGAGCCAAAACAUCAAGGUCAUGAAUUUAUUUAUUUAUUAUAAAAUAAAUGGAAGGCAGCUGUGGCUUGGGUGGUAGAGCGGGCUGUACAGUAAAUGAGAGGUUCCUGGUUGAAUCCCAUUGUGUUCUUGAGCAAGACAUGUCACUAAUUUUGCCUAUGUUGGUGGUCAGACUGUCCCACGUUAGUCGCAGCUAUGAUACAGUUUGCCAUCAACUGCAGACUCGGUGAAAUACUUUGGGUCCUUCAAAAGUCUAACCUGGCCUGCCAGACUCGUCCUCUGUUUAAUUCUGCACAGAGAAAGAGUCUGGUAACUCACAGGCAGAGAGGCACAUGAGGGGCGGGACUAGGCAGCUCAAACAUAACCAAUCAGAAAAAAGACUGUACCACCAGACACUGUUGUUUUUUAGCUGUAGUAAAAAUGUGGCGUCUGGCAACGGUGCAAACAUCUUUUUUUUUUUAGAAGAAAGGCUUUUAGCGCUUCUACUUGUUGUGGUUUUAAAGACACUCAAGUCAUUUAGAACAGAGGAAAGAGCCACAGCGAACUCCGCCGCUGUCUUUGUUGUUUAUGAGAAUUGAGCGUUGCUGUGUGUGGUGUCCGCGACGCAGUAGUUUUGGAACUGUAGUCAAAAUUAACACUUGGCGACAGCGCAAACAUCUUUCUUUAGAAGAAAGGCUUUUAGCACUUCUUCUUGUGGUUUUAAAGACAUGUCCAAUCAUUUAGAACAAAGGAAAGAGCCACAGCGAACUCCGCUUCAGUUGCCAUUGUUGUGAAUAUUAGUCAACGAAUAAUUUGUAAGCUUUUACUUACUUUUUGGAUUCUUCAAUAAAAUUUGUAAAUAUGGAAAUAUUUACCGAUUUUAUUACGUAAUUAGGAUAUCCGGAGAUAUCCUUUGGGCACCACCCUUUUUAACAAGGGAAAAUGAAUCCGAAACCUCUCAUCAUUCUGUCUUAAGGUUAGUAAAAUUCGUUUACGAGCAGCAGUCAUGAAUUCAUAUCACACAAGCAAAUUCACUUGACAAAACUGGAUUGGCAAUACAUUUAUUAACUAAUAUAAUCACUUCAUUUCUGAAGCGUUUAGCCAAUCAAUAUUAACCAACUGAUUUUAUCAAACAAACAAAAACAAUGAAACAAUGAAAUGAUAAUGUAAAACAAUCUGACCCAAUAAGUGUGUGUUUUAGUCUUGUCCCCAACAACACUAAAAACAAGUAUGUGUGU
Molecule: messenger RNA, 2837 nt
Organism: Nothobranchius furzeri (turquoise killifish)
Lineage: Eukaryota; Metazoa; Chordata; Actinopteri; Cyprinodontiformes; Nothobranchiidae
Product: zeta-sarcoglycan
Biological process (GO): cardiac muscle tissue development; heart contraction
Cellular component (GO): sarcolemma; sarcoglycan complex
Source: RefSeq, a predicted model, not a curated record